Molecule: messenger RNA, 503 nt
Organism: Schistocerca americana (American grasshopper)
Lineage: Eukaryota; Metazoa; Arthropoda; Insecta; Orthoptera; Acrididae
Product: odorant receptor 67a-like
Exons: 5
Coding region: 96-503 (135 amino acids)
Biological process (GO): detection of chemical stimulus involved in sensory perception of smell; sensory perception of smell
Cellular component (GO): plasma membrane
Molecular function (GO): odorant binding; olfactory receptor activity
Source: RefSeq, a predicted model, not a curated record
CAAGCAACAAUCACGGACAAGAACUACUCUGAUUUGAUUGAAAUUAUACAGCACCACCAAAUUAUAAUCAAGAUGGUCGAUUGCUGCAGACAAUUAUGGACUACUCAGUAUCGGUACUGAUUCUCACCAACGUGCUGGAUGUAUGCUUCUUAAUAUUCACCAUGUCAGAGCUGUUACAUAAUGAGAAGAGCUUACACGCCGUGCUGCAGACCAUACUUUCGCUCCCUUGUCUUUUGUGCGAAUCCGGAGCUUUCUGCAUGUUUGGGCAGAUGAUAAUAGAUCAGAGCGAGAACUUGGUCCAUGCGGGCUUCAGCUGUGAGUGGUUGGACGCAGACAUCUCCUUCAGGAAGCCGCUCCUCAAGUUCAUGUUGAUGGCGUCACACCCGCUGCAGAUCAAACUGGGCGGCACUGCCAAGCUGUCAAGGUCAACGUUCCUACAGGCUCUUAACGGUUCAUACACGCUUAUAAAUUUGUUGUAUCAUUCUCGUCGUCCUGAGGGAUAA